This is a messenger RNA of Yamadazyma jaroonii, 1089 nucleotides long. Lineage: Eukaryota; Fungi; Ascomycota; Pichiomycetes; Serinales; Debaryomycetaceae. The record is from the annotation of a GenBank genome assembly.
AUGAUAGCGAAUAUACUAAAGUACUUUAAAUCAAGCCCCGAACCUGAACCCAGUGCUGAUGAUCUGAUAAUUAUCCUUGAAGAACAUUAUGGUGUUGAAGAGAUAACCCAAGAUUUCGACUCACUCCAAGUAGCUCAACUCGAGAACUAUCAAAUUGAAUCUAAAGGAGACGAGGAUGAAGAACAGUAUGGAACAACUUUCAAUAAUGCCAUCAAUUUCAAAACCAGUAAUGAUAUUAAAACCCUUAGAUUCAAUAGUAAUCUAUUGGACAUUGAUACAGAAACUUAUGAGUAUAAAAUCAGUCAGUUCUAUUGGCCUGUUCUUAAUAAAUAUCAAUCGACCAAAGUUGAAGUACCCAAAUCAUGGUACGAUAUUGAUGACAAAUUGAAAGAGAUAGAUGACGAGAUAUCCAAAUUGAAAGUUGUUGUUUUACCUCCAACUCGGGAUGAAUUGAAACAAAUCAAUGAUUUAUUCAAUCGUUCAGAUAACGAUAUCAUCAAAAAACAAUUCACCAUUGAUUUAUCAGUAAGAGACUUAAAAACCCUUCAGAAUAAACGUUGGCUUAAUGAUAAUGUCAUAGAUUAUUAUUUAUCAUUGAUAUGUAAGAAUCAUCCAGAAUAUUUCUGUUGGACAACCCAUUUUUUCACCACUUUACAAUCUAAAGGAUACGAUGGAAUCAAAAGAUGGGGUAAAAGAAAAAAGUUGAACAUAUUUGAGAAGAAAUUGAUUUUCAUUCCUAUUAAUAUUAAUUCUUCACAUUGGGCAUUAACCAUAAUCAAUAAUGACACCAAAACCAUUGAAUAUUAUGAUUCAUUGAACCUUCGAGGUAAUAUGCCAGUAUUGAAAACCGUACAAUCAUAUAUGAUCGGAGAGAAGGACAGAUUAAAUGCUCAAGUUGAUAUCAAUGAUUGGCAAUUAAUAUCAAAAGCCUCACCUCAACAAUUAAAUGGUUUCGAUUGUGGGGUUUUCACCUGUAUCUGUGCCAAAUAUUUAUCCCGAAAUCUCGACUUAUCUUACAGUCAAGGAGAUAUGGCCAAUUUGAGGAACCGAAUGAUAUUAGAGAUUUUAGAUGAUGAGUUAACUGGUUAA